AUGAAUAAAACAGAUUAUAUACCAGAGGGGAAUCGCCAACUUUCAAACUCUAAUUUUUAUAAACAAUUAACCACAGAUCCAACGCUUAAUACUAUUCGAAGGAUCAACACCAUCCUACAAGAGAUGUUCGACAACAAGCAUAUAGACAAUGACACCUUUGAUUAUCUCCGACCUCUUGAGAACGAAGCAAAGGCCGGACGAUUCUAUAUGUUGCCUAAAAUACAUAAAACGGGCAAUCCAGGUCGACCAAUUGUAUCAGCGAAUAGUCAUCCAACUGAAAAGAUAUCAGAAUUUGUAGACCAUCAUCUAAGACCUCAUGUGAAAGAACUACCAUCAUUCAUUCAAGACACAACUGAUUAUCUAAAGAAAAUGGAAAGCCUCAAUCCUUUACCAAGCAAUACUAUACUUGCAUCCAUGGACGUGUCUUCUUUAUAUACCAACAUUCCACAAGACGAAGGAAUAGCAGCGUGUCAAGAGGCAUGGAACACUCGUAGUGAAAAAAAUCCUCCUACCGAGUGCCUUGUUACACUUCUCAAACUAGUACUGGAGAAUAGCAACUUCUCUUUCAAUGAAAAACACUAUCUCCAGAUAGACGGUACUAGUAUGAGCACAAAAAUGGCACCGUCAUAUGCCAACAUAUUUAUGGGCCAACUUGAAAAACGCCUCUUGGCUAGUGCUCCAUAUCAGCCCUUAUCAUGGUUCCGAUUCAUUGACGAUAUUGAUUUCAAAUGGACAGAUUCACAAGAACAUCUUAAUGAAUUUCUAGAACACUGUAACUCUUUCCACCAUUCAAUAAAAUUUACAUCUGAAUUCUCUAUGGAGAAAAUUAACUUCCUCGAUACUACGAGUUACAUCAAGAACGGAACCAUUAUAACGGACCUUCAUACCAAACAAACGGACAAACAUCAAUUCCUUUCUCCAAAAAGUUGCCAUCCUAAACAUUGCUCCCGCGGUAUCCCAUUCAGCCAGGCAUUACGAAUCAAGAGAAUAUGCUCUAAUGAAAAUACGAAAGAUACUAGACUUGGACAACUUCGUAAACAUCUAGUUGUUCGAGGAUACAAUAACAACAUCAUUGAUAGCGCUUUCGAAAGAGCAAACAAAACUAGUCGCCAAGAACUUCUUGAGUACAAAGAUAAGAAUAAAGCAGCUAACAGAACACCCCUUGUACUCACUUACCAUCCUGAUUUUAAAAAUGUGUCAUCCAUUGUUCAGAAGCAUUGGAAAAUUAUAGAAAAUGAUUUAAAUCUAAAAAAAGUAUUUUCAUCACCACCAGUCAUGGCCUUCAGAAGACCUAAAAACAUCCGUGACAAAUUAGUGACUUCUGUAUUAGUAAAGCAGCCUACUCCAUCGCCCGGUUGCUACAAACAAUGUGGUCGAAGGAAUUGUUUGUGUUGUAAAGCUGCCAAUACAAGCAGUUCUUUCAUCAGCUCCGUUACUAAACAAAAUUAUACCAUCUACUCAAAUUCCAACUGCAAAACGGAGAACUCAAUUUAUAUAUUAACAUGUGACACUUGUGGCAUUCAGUAUGUGGGAGAAACAAUGGACAAAUUUAAUAUUCGGCUUAAUAACCAUCGUUCAUCGUACAAAACCAACAAAAACUGUCCUCUCACAAGACAUCUUCGUUCUACGAAACAUCCUUUUGAAAAUGUCACUUUCCAAAUUAUAGAAGUCAACACCGAGUGGGACACCACGGCGAGAAGGAGAAGAGAAAACUUUUGGAUCCACCAACUCCACACUUUAGAACCUGAUGGUCUUAACGAAAAAGACGAGAAAAGAUACAGGAAAGAAAAAGAAUAA
Messenger RNA from Mytilus trossulus (common blue mussel), 1797 nucleotides. RefSeq lists its product as uncharacterized. Lineage: Eukaryota; Metazoa; Mollusca; Bivalvia; Mytilida; Mytilidae. The transcript has a single exon. The coding region runs from base 1 to 1797 and encodes 598 amino acids. The record is from RefSeq and is a predicted model, not a curated record.